This is a messenger RNA of Parnassius apollo (apollo), 906 nucleotides long. Lineage: Eukaryota; Metazoa; Arthropoda; Insecta; Lepidoptera; Papilionidae. The record is from the annotation of a GenBank genome assembly.
AUGCCUGUGACUUUAGUAGACAGGUUACCCUUGCCGAACCUCAAGGUUUAUACGACGGGAAGUGUAUUGCUACUUUCUGUUGCUGUGUAUUAUGCUGUGAGUGUAACGAAUGACCCGAACUGGAGAACAAAUACUACUCUUCAGCGGAAAGAAGCUGCUGUAGUCGGUUCUGAUGGGGAGUCAGUUAAUUCACCGCCUGCAGUGUUAGCGCCCGUGUAUGCCGCCAAUGAUACCAGGAAUUUAACUGAGCAGGUUGUUGAAAUAAUGACUUUCAUGAUGCAGGAGCCACUAUGUAUGUGGGAAAGAAAAAAUCGUAGUCGUAACCUUAUUGUGUUUGGAAUGCCUGGAUCUACAGCAAAUUCACCAGAAGACAGAAAAAGUCAUGAUAAAGACCAGAUUUCUAAAACUAUUACGUCACUGGCAACUUCCGAACCGGAAAUCCCCACUGUCUUCCGUUUGGGUUCAGGACUAAAAGAUUUCUAUGGAUACAUUAGAAGACAACUGAAUUCUAAAGUCACUAUUCCUAACAUUCUUAGAAACGAGUCACAAGAACUUGUAGAUGAACCACAAAAAAUCGCGGAGCUGUUUGCAGAUCAGUUCGUUAACAGCUAUGUAAGAGAACCAGAUGGACCAAUUCCCUCCAUAAAUAUGCCAACGGUAAGAAGCUCAAUUGAUGACGUAAAAUUUACAGCCGAGAUCGUUCGAAAGACCUUGUUACCAUUUGAUGAUGCUACUGCUACUGCUACUGGUCCUGAUGGAAUACCAUCCAUAUUACUAAAGCGAUGCUCAUCAUUGCUUGCUGAACAUAUAUCAAACAUUAUGAACAAAUCCAUGGAUGAUGGAUGCUUACUCGCUGAUUGGAAGAAAGCUACAGUCGUACCUAUUUAUAAAAAAGCUGAGACCUAG